UGGAGAAACAUUUUUUUUUUUCUUUUGGUUUAGCAAACUUUACUCUUUGAGAAGAAAGAGUGGAAAAGACAAAGACACUGUCCAUUUCCGACGACGACGCGCUUGGAAAGAUCACGACGAAGAAACAAAACGCAAUGUCAUCUUCGUCGUUCACGAGGCUCCACAUUACAGCACUGGACGCCAUCGUGAACGUGAACUCCCUCUUCACCCUCGCCGUCUUCGUCGGCCUCUCUUGGAACCCCAACGACCCCUCUAACAACCUCAACGCCGAUCCAGCCUGCUCUCCCACCGCCGCCAUCGCCGAGAAUGUCGUCGCCUUCCACGUCUACUCUUUCAGCUCCUUCCUCUUCUCCAGCCUCGUCGCCCUCGCCCUCAAGCAAGCCAUCCGCCUUUCCCGUCACAACAACCACCACUUCUCCAUCCACUACCCCGCCGCCGUUGAGUUCAUCGCCGCUCGCAUCAACCGCUCCGCUCUCCGCGCUGGCAUGCUCGUCUCCGGCGCCGGCUCUGUUGUUGGAUGCGCCUUCCUUAUGCUUGCACUCGUCAACGUUGUCCAGAUCAAGCUUGGAACACUCGCCUGCGGCAGCGCCCACGCCUACGCCGCCGUCGUGCCACUCCUCAUACUCGUCCCCAUCGCCCUCCUCAUUUACGUUUCCGUUGUUUUGUACGCUUUUACUCGCUAGGGUUCUUGUUCUUUUUGUACUUUGUGCUCUGCAAUCACCUUGAAUGAACGGGACUAAUCUGUUUUUGUUUCUUCUUAUUCGAAAAUUAAAUCCUGAAUGCCUGAAUUUAUUUAUUUAAAUCUUGUUCUAUGAUGUGACUAAUUUUAAUUUA
Messenger RNA from Arachis duranensis, 834 nucleotides. RefSeq lists its product as uncharacterized. Lineage: Eukaryota; Viridiplantae; Streptophyta; Magnoliopsida; Fabales; Fabaceae. The transcript has a single exon. The record is from RefSeq and is a predicted model, not a curated record. The coding region runs from base 135 to 683 and encodes 182 amino acids.